AUGGUUGAUAAGGAGUCUGUACCGCUUACCGGCCAACCGCGCACAUCGACAGCUUCUCGAGCCUCGUCCGAUACGCUCUCCUCCGACGGAUCCUUUCUCGCCCAUAAUGCCGAUACGCAUCCGUACCGCAAAUCAGCAGAGAUAGCCGAGGGGUCGCGUUAUCGCGACCUCGAAGAAGACGAGGACUUCGAGGCGGAUCAAGGGUUACUGCAGUCGCCAGAGGUGAAACCAAAGAGAAACCGUGCUACCAAAGUAUUGUGGACCGUUGCCUCUCUGUGUCUCGGAAUCUGGGUGGUUGCAUUGGUCUUCUUCCUGGUUCACAAAAGGAACGCCGUACAAACAGACCGAUCCACGGCGGCUGUGCAUGAGGCCGACUCUGCAACGGGGACAACGAGUUAUGGAAAACCAGUUACCCUGGAUAGCGUGUUGGAAGGUUUCUGGACCAGUAAGCGGCAGUCGAUCUCUUGGAUUGCUGGUCCAAACGGCGAAGAUGGACUGUUACUCGAAAGAGACGUAUGGGGAAAGAAGGGAUACCUCCGGGUAGAAGAUAUUCGAAGUCGCAAGGGAGAUAUAAACGGUUUUGAUAGCCGAAUACUCAUGAAUUCCGGUCGCGUUACCGUGAAUGGGAAGACAAUUUCGCCGUCUGGAACAUGGCCCAGCUCGGACUUGAAAACUGUCCUUAUAUUGGCCGAUAAAGAAAAGAACUGGCGACAUUCAUUCACGGGAACUUACUGGCUUUUUGAUGUUGAAAGUCAGACUGCACAACCUCUUGACCCGGAGAAUCCCGAGGCCAUCAUACAGCUUGCGUCAUGGUCACCAAAGUCCGAUGCCGUCGUCUUCACACGGGACAACAAUAUGUAUUUACGAAAGUUGGACUCUCAGACCGUCACACCAAUUACAAAAGAUGGAGACAAAGACCUCUUUUACGGUGUCCCGGAUUGGGUUUACGAAGAAGAAGUAUUUGAAGGCAAUGGGGCGACUUGGUGGUCCAAUGACGGCAACUAUGUUGCCUUUUUGCGCACCAAUGAAUCGAUGGUCCCCGAAUUUCCAGUCCAAUAUUUCAUGUCUCGCCCAUCAGGAAAACAGCCAUCCCCCGGGCUCGAGGAUUACCCUGAUGUCCGACAAAUUAAAUAUCCUAAAGCUGGUGCUCCCAAUCCAGUUGUCACACUUCAGUUCUAUGACAUUGGAAAAAAAGAUGUCUUUUCUGUCGACGUCCCGGGAGGGUUUGACGACGAUAACCGUCUUAUCAUUGAAGUUGUAUGGGCAUCGAACGGCAAAGUUCUCGUGAAGGAAACCAACCGGGAGAGUGAUAUUUUGCGGAAUAUACUUGUCGAUGUCACAACCAGGACGGGCAAGACCAUUAGAACCGACAAUGUUAAAGAAAUUGACGGUGGCUGGGUGGAGCCGAUUCAGUCCACGAUAUUUGUGCCAGCAGACCCUGAGAAUGGUCGCCCUGAAGAUGGUUAUAUCGAUAGCAUCAUCCACGAUGGCUAUGAUCACUUAGGAUACUUUACACCUUUUGACAACCCCGACCCCAUUCAUUUGACUUCAGGCCCGUGGGAGGUUGUCGAUUCUUCUACCAGAGUCGAUCUGAAGAAUGGCAUUGUCUACUUUGUUGCCACCAAGGAAUCACCAACGCAGCGCCAUGUAUACAGUGUAAAGCUUGAUGGAUCAGAUUUCAAAGCUGUUACCAAUACAGAGAAAGUGGCAUACUAUGGUGUCUCAUUUUCACAUGGUGGUGGCUAUGCAUUGCUCAGCUAUGAAGGCCCCCAUGUGCCCUGGCAAAAAGUUAUUAACACCCCGAGUAACCAAGAUCCAUAUGAAGAGGUGCUUGAAGAAAACAAGGAUCUUUCCAAGAGAGUGGAGCAGUAUGCUCUCCCGGCUGAGAUUUACCAAAACAUAACGAUUGAUGGGUUUACGCUACAAGUGGUCGAACGCAGACCGCCUCACUUCAAUCCCACCAAAAAGUACCCUGUCCUCUUCUAUCUUUACGGAGGACCGGGAUCGCAGACGGUGGACAGAAAAUUCACAGUCGAUUUCCACUCAUAUAUCACUUCGAGUUUGGGGUAUAUUGUCGUUACCGUGGAUGGUAGAGGCACCGGACACAUCGGACGUAAAGCUAGAACGGCCGUGCGAGGAGAUCUUGGACACUGGGAAGCUCACGAUCAGAUCGAGACGGCAAAAGCAUGGGCCAAAAAGUCAUACGUGGAUGAGAACCACAUGGCCAUUUGGGGCUGGAGUUAUGGUGGAUUCAUGACGCUGAAGACCCUAGAACAGGAUGCUGGCCAAACAUUCCAAUAUGGCAUGGCCGUUGCGCCUGUCACCGAUUGGCGGUUUUACGACUCGAUUUAUACCGAGCGAUAUAUGCACACCCCUUCAAAUAAUCUGGACGGCUACGAGAAUGCAGCGAUUUCUAACGUGACAGCGUUGUCGCAAAAUAUUAGAUUCCUUGUUAUGCAUGGCGUUUCUGACGACAACGUUCAUUUCCAAAACACACUGGCGCUGCUUGAUAAAUUGGAUAUGGCGAACGUUGAGAAUUACGAUGUGCAUGUGUUCCCAGACUCGGACCAUAGCAUUUUGUUUCAUAACGCACAUAAGAUGGUUUAUGACCGCCUGUCUUCAUUUCUGACAAAUGCUUUUACGGAUGAAUGGCAUAAAGUGGGAAAUGCUGCGCCUGCUUUAUCAAAGUUGAAGCGUUUCCUAUCUGUUUUCUGA
This is a messenger RNA of Talaromyces rugulosus, 2715 nucleotides long. RefSeq lists its product as uncharacterized. Gene Ontology annotation, molecular function: dipeptidyl-peptidase activity; serine-type peptidase activity. The coding region runs from base 1 to 2715 and encodes 904 amino acids. Lineage: Eukaryota; Fungi; Ascomycota; Eurotiomycetes; Eurotiales; Trichocomaceae. The record is from RefSeq and is a predicted model, not a curated record. The transcript is spliced from 2 exons. Gene Ontology annotation, biological process: proteolysis.